Messenger RNA from Thermothielavioides terrestris NRRL 8126, 1589 nucleotides. RefSeq lists its product as uncharacterized. Gene Ontology annotation, biological process: ribosomal small subunit biogenesis; maturation of SSU-rRNA. The transcript has 5 exons. Gene Ontology annotation, cellular component: preribosome, small subunit precursor. The record is from RefSeq and is a predicted model, not a curated record. Gene Ontology annotation, molecular function: RNA endonuclease activity. Lineage: Eukaryota; Fungi; Ascomycota; Sordariomycetes; Sordariales; Chaetomiaceae. The coding region runs from base 140 to 1576 and encodes 478 amino acids.
GAAUUUUGUAAUUUGGGCCGCUUCAACUCGGUGCGUCGUUGGACGGCGAAGCCGGGCACAUCUUGGAAACCAACGGACGUGGGCCCAAUACGCUCCUUCUUGAUCCCCCUGCAACCGGAUACACGUGUAUUCUCGGGCCAUGGAGCAACCAGCUACCGAACACGCAGCGCAAGCGGAAGCGCAAGCGCAAGCACAACCUCAAGCCGAGCUGCAGAGCGAGACUGUGCAUGUUCCGCCAUCAUCAUCGCCAGCCCAGGCGACGACGACCACGACGACCAAGACGGCCACGACGCCACCCAAGCUUGUGCAUUCACUGGUUAUCGAUGCAAACGCCAUAAUAAAAAAUGACCCCACCGUUUCUACAUUGCUUGCCCAGGCUGAGGAGCUCUUCACUAUCCCCGCAGUGGUCUCAGAGAUCCGCGAUGAGGCGACAAGGUCUCGGUUCGAGACGACUUUGUCGCCGUUCUUAAAGCUCCGCAACCCCCGCCCCGAGUCUGUGCAGUUCGUCACCGACUUCGCGCGGAGGACCGGCGACCUCCAGGGCCUGUCGAAGCCCGAUCUCCACCUCCUCGCCCUCACCUACGACCUGGAAGUGGAGAGGAAUGGAGGCGACUGGCGCUUAAGACGAGAGCCGAACCAGAAGGGCGUUAACGGGAAGCCGCCGGGCAAGGAAGAAGCCAAUGUGGAGGAGCCGGGUCAGGGCGCGACAGAAGGAAACACCACUUCCGAGGCCGCGGUUAUUACCACUACAGAUGUGGCCAGAGGUCAGGGGAGUGGCUCGCUCGACGGCACAGGGGAAACCAGUGACCCCGCAGCAGACGCAACAAGCGAGGAGGUGGAACACAAGCUACAAAAACUUGGCGUGAACGAACCUGCGCCACAAAGGACUGAUGUGGUGGCAGAGGAUGAGGAAGAGGCAACAGAAGAAGAGGACGAUGGCGAGGGCGAAUGGAUAACGCCGAGCAACAUCAAAAAGUACCAGGCGCGGGAAAACGCCCUAACAACACCGCAGCCGGUCGAGCGUGUGCUCCAAGCCGCCCUCAUAACUGCAGAUAUGGCUAUGCGGAAUGUGGCCCUAAGGAUAAACCUCAACCUUUUGGAUUCCGGUUUCUCGCGCAUUACUUAUCUCAAAACGUGGGUCCUGAGGUGUCAUGGCUGCUUCAAGGUGUGCAAGGACAUGUCGAAGCAGUUCUGCCCGUCUUGUGGCCAGGCGACCUUGACACGGGUCUCGUGCAGCACGGACGCCGCCGGGAACUUCACGCUCCACCUGAAGAAGAACUUCCAGUUCAACAACCGGGGCAACGUGUACAGCAUCCCGAAGCCGACGCACGGCUCGGCGAGCGGGAAGGGGAACCACGUCAAAGGGGGCGGCAAGAACGGGUGGGGGAGAGAACUGAUCCUGGCAGAGGACCAGAAGGAGUAUAUCAAGAAGAUGGACGAACAGCGCCGGACAAAGUACCGCGACCUCAUGGACCAGGACUACCUGCCGGGCAUCCUGACCGGGGCCAGGACUUCGGGGAGCGGCAGGAUCAAGGUCGGCGCGGGCCGCAACGUCAACGCCAAAAAGAGGAGGUGAUGUGUAUCCACCG